AUGUCAGCAAAGACUCGACUUGCUUCUCACCUUCCUCCUUUGUAUAAGCUGGAAGACAUCUACAAGCACAUGACGAAGAGAGCGCUGGAGCUGAACUUCGACGACGUCUUGUCUCACUUGGGCUCGAAGCCUUUGCGUGUUGUCACCAUGUGCUCGGGAACUGAGAGUCCUCUGCUUGCUUUGGAAAUGGUGCAGAACGUCCUCAGGAAAAAUUUUAGAAAGGACUUCGAGAUUCGUCAUCUGUUUAGCGCUGAGAUUGUGCCCUUCAAACAGGCAUACAUUGAGCGUAAUUUCCAUCCCCGUUUUCUCUUCCGAGACGUAAAACAGCUGAAGGACAGGUUCGCACAAACGGCGUAUGGUUCUCUCGAGAAAAUUCCCAAGAACCCUGAUUUGGUGAUCGCGGGAUUUUCAUGCGUCGACUUCUCUGGCUUGAACAAUAAGAGAAAGACCCUUGAUGAACAGGGCGAGUCUGGAGGCACCUUCUGGGGUAUCAUUCGCUAUGCCGUAGCCUACCGUCCGCGGAUUGUCGUACUGGAGAAUGUCAAAACUGCGCCGUGGGAAAAGAUUGCAGAACAUUGGAAUGAGAUAAAUUAUGUCGCUGUUCACAAUAGCGUCGAUACCAAGGCAUAUUAUCUACCACAGACCCGAGAACGGGGAUACAUGCUCUGUAUCGACCGGAACCUCUUGGGCAAGCACGGUCUAUCUGAACAGAGUGUGAUGGAUUGGCCAAAGAUUUUCGACGCUUUCAAACGUCCUGCAAGCUCCCCAGCAGGUAUGUUCCUAUUGGACGCGGACGAUCCAAGGCUCGAACAAAUCGAGAAAGAUAUGUCAAUUCGGAUCACGUCCACGACAGUAAGAGCCACCAUCGACUGGACAAAGUACCAAGCUCGUCAUCAGAACUACCGUUUGACCCAGGAACUUGGGUUUGAAAGGCCCAUAAGCAAGUCUCAAGAUAGCGGCGCAUGCCAGAUGCUGGACUUUGCCUGGCAGAUGUGGUUUAGGUACUUGCCCGAACGGAUCUGGGAUACCAUUGAUGUCAACUUCUUGCGGAAGCUGGUUGAGGGAUAUGAUAUGAACUUCAAAGAGAGAUGCAUUGAGCUCUCCCAAGGCGUUGAACGAGAGGUCGAUAGUCGCGCGUUUGGCAUUGUCGGCUGCAUCACACCCUCAGGUAUCCCAUAUAUCACCACAAGAGGCGGGCCCCUGUGUGGGCUUGAAGCCCUGGCGCUGCAAGGUCUGCCAUUGGACAGACUUUUGCUCACCAGAGAAUCACCGCGGGAUCUGCAGGAUCUCGCCGGGAAUGCCAUGAGCUCAACUGUCGUAGGUGCCGCAGUACUCUCCGCCCUUAUCGUGGGACAUAAAGUGCUGCCGCCAGGAGAGCAGUCAUCUACUCCCAAUAAUCGUGUUCCCACGUACAAGAGAAUCGGCCUCCGUGAAAAUCUCCUUAUGAUGCCGCGGGUCUCGCAGCUCAGCCAACUCGGCCCAGUCAACAUCUCGGAUCUUCAAAGGCAAGCCGCAAGCAGCGCAAGGUACUGCUUAUGCGAAAGGCAGUCUGGUGUAAAGCAAGGUAUCUUGAAGUGCACCUUGUGCGCACAUACUGCCUGCUCUGACUGCGCCGGUAAUCCAUCUCAUGCAUACGAGCGGUGGUCCGGUUUGAUUCGCAGUCAGCCGUCUGAUUUCAUCAGAAGGUUCAAAAGCAUACUGCCCGCUAGAUUGAUCAUGUCUGGAUUGGAUCGUGAAAGCUAUCGUUCUUUCGAUAGAAGUCUACCUGGAAACCCAGAUCAUGUUUGGGAGAAAUACUUGGAUGCCGUUACCAGAACUGUUGGAGAUGAGCUCCGUUUCUUGGAUGUACGACGCAGUAGGGUUUGGACUGCUGUCUAUGAAGGAAAGUGCUCCAUUUUGAAACUCAUCAUCAGUGGCUCCACAUUCGAGUGGUUGCUUUUUGCGAAGCCGCUCGAUUCGGAGCCUGCCCUAUCCCUUCACCGUGAGAUCCUAUCGAAGCCCAUCGCACGUAUGAUGCUGGAUCCAGUCACCCGCAAAAGCGUCUGGGAGGUGUGCGCCCCGCUGAGUUCAAAGAUUACAUUGACUAUCUCCGGCGCUGGCAGUCAGGUCCCGACUUACGAGGCACGUUGCGGUCUGCAAAAGAGGGAGUUUGUUAAUGCCAGCCGUUGGAAUCGUCUGGAGGUUCAAGGCUCCAGCUACGAUUGUCAGCACCUCGAAGUCAACAUCCGUGGAACCUAUCAACUUCUGCCUGACUGCGGCACUGCACAUGGAUGCCUGCACAAGAAAGAGGCUACCGAUGCAGACCCUGAAGUAUAUUUGUUCCUUGACCCCACAAAGCUGGGAGAGCCAAAGAACGACUCUUUUGUAUUCGCGUUGGGGCAUCAGCGUAGUCCCGGCUAUGAGUCCCGUGUCACGAUUGCCGAAUUAUCACACAAAUGGCGCUCUUCCAGAGCAAGCGAUGCUCAAAGAAAUGUCAAUGCGUAUUAUCGCAAAUGGGUCCAGGUUCAGACCAUGAGGUUGCAUGUACACCCCUCAGAUUCCACUAUCACUUGUUGGGGCCUGCGGCCAGGGACAACUGUGUUCAUGGCAAAUGCUGGCUGCCACGACGCAAACAUCCCCCUGCUAUCCCUCUCCGCGUCAGCUGAUGCCAUUGACUCUCUAUGGCGUAAAGGGCCAUGGCAAGUAACCAAUCCAACAGAAUCGACAUCUCUGCUGCGAGAUUUUGCUUGGCUGAUUCAGAAGUCUUCGGAGUUGUCUGGCUUUCAGGACUGGAACUCAAUUACCACAUAUGUUUCACUGGGCGAAGAAACCGGCUCCAUCUGCUCUGUGUGUACUCCUCCAAAGCCGAGAAUACUGUGGGGUCGGGAUAUAAAAGGUUCAAUCAAAGCAUAUGAGGAUCCAAGGGACGCAGCUCUGUAUGAGCGUCAGGUAAAAGCGCAGCCAUCGCCGUUCUUGAUCUUUCGCCGUGUCGAUGAAGAUAACGUUGGCCACUUCCUUGUCACCCUGAACGUGCAAACGCUGUUGCAUAAAGCCCAUGCAAGGCUGGGCAGCUCCGGAUCAAGCAGUCCCUCGUUUUACUGGCGUCUCGUCCCAAACGCGUAUGAUGAACGAAGAGCCCCGUUCCCUAAAUUCAAUUUGCUGAGCAACAGAAACGAUCCGCCUCACAGUCAACCGCCAAAUUUUCGGAAAGCGCUGAGACCAGAACAAUUGCGGUCAUUGACAUGGAUGUUAGGACAAGAAAAGGAUGACAUUGCGCCCUUCGUCGAGGAAGAGGUUGAAGAGGCAAUCCUUCCAUCCAUGAUGUGGCGUGCAGAGGGCAAGGUCAUAGUCCAGAGGACCGUCUGCGGAGGUGUCUUAGCGGACGAUGUAGGAUACGGCAAGACAGCGAUCACACUGGGGCUCAUUGACGUGCAGCAUAGCAGGGGACACGAUACUAUACCAAAGCCCACGGCGGGCUUCAUUCCCACUAAAGCGACUCUCAUUCUCGUGCCCCAAAUCGUGCUUCGGCAAUGGCAGUUGGAAAUCACAAAAUUCGUUGACAAAAAGUACGAGGUCCUGGUGUUGCCUUCUGGAACGGAAUUUUCGAAAAAGAUGAUCAGCGAUAUUCUUCGUGCGGAUAUUAUUUUGGUGCCUUGGUCUGUUCUUAACCACCAGUCAUACUAUGAGAGAAUGCAAAGAUUCACGGGCAUGCCACGAGUUCCCGAAAACGCAGGCCGGAACUUCGAUGCUUGGUUUGCUGAGGCACAGAAAUCCCUCAGAGAACAGGUCCAAAUUCUGAUGGAUCAAGGACCCCGUGAAUUCCUGGAAUCUCUGCGCAAGAAACGUCAAACGGUCAAGGCCACUCAUGGAAACCGCACCUACACCCCGUCAAAGCGGCUUAGAGGCAAGCAGUAUGCGGCAGCACAUGAGACGGAUCAUACCAAGCCUGAGCAUGGCAUGCAGUACGCAGACUUGUCUAGCGCAGAGGAGUCGGAUGGGAAUGCCGACGCAGAUCCUGAGUCUGUGCGGGCCAGUGUAGAGCAUUUCAUUGAGCUCCAGUCCGAAGCCGCAAGAGGGGACGCCACGCAUACGCCUGAUGAGUCCUACUCCGAGGACGAUACUGCAUACGAAGAGUCUUCGACGGAGAGCAAUGCUCAAACGAACGCAGGACCCAGCAAGGUCGGCACGAGUCGAAAGAGAAAGCGUGACCAGUCAAGCACUGAAAAGGCAAAAAAGACGUGGGACGACCGGAAAGAAUUCAACAUCAUCAGAAAUAAAAGGAACCAACAGUGGUACACGGUCAAGACUCCUCUCUUGCACGCAUUCCUUUUCCACCGUAUCAUCAUCGAUGAAUUCACUUAUGCCGGCAGUGAGCGACUCGCACCCCUUCUGGCCCUGCGAGCUCGUUCAAAGUGGGUGCUCUCAGGUACACCACCGUUGAACGACUUUGCCGAUGUGAAAACCAUCGCACCCUUCUUGGGGAUCCAUUUGGGAGUUGAUGACGAGAAUAGUUCGUCCCAGAACCAUCGUCUGAAAGUUCUGCGCAAAAACCGCUCAGACGCAGAAAUUUUUCAGUCAUGGCGAGAUCCUCACAGCGAGGCAUGGCAUCGCAACCGCCAUGAGGUUGCUCAAAGGUUUCUAAACCAGUUUGCACGUCGGAAUAUUGCAGAUAUUGAUGAGAUCCCUUGUUCGGAGCACCUUAUUCUGAUUGAUCAGUCCCCAGCUGAGUGUGCAAUCUACCUCGAGCUGUACAAGCAGCUAAUGGCGCACAAGAAGCAGCUGCGUCGGAGCAGGCGCGGGCGAUUCAAAAACGAUCAGAAUGAACGACUGGAUGAAAUCAUCAGCAGCAGUACGUCACCGGAAGAAGCUCUGCUCAAGCGCUGUUGCUCAUUGACACUGAAAGGGCGCUGGGAGGAGGGGAAACCAGAAGCAGUCACCUGCAGUUCUUUGAUUGCAACUCGGGAGGAGCAACUGGCUAAUCUUCGAGCCGAAUUUUCGAGUAAGAUGAAAUUGGCCGCCUGGCUCUAUUUCGGAUGGGAUCUGAAAUAUGAGGGAUUUCACAAAUUCGCCGAAGGCGUCCUCAUGCAUCAAUUUGGUGACGAGGCAGUGACUACUGCAGCUUUUCUGCUUUUCAAGUCUGCUAUGUGCGCAUCGCAUCCGGACGACUGGAAGCUUUUCUUCGCUGAAAAGGGAUCCAGCUCGAAGAAAGCAGGCAGCCCGGAGGAAGCCGAAUCCGGGACGACCGUCUCGCAGGGAGAUACAGGGAGCGUUGGGAGCGACAAGAUGACAGAAGUGGACAACCAACUGCAGGGUUCCCCCAAGAAAGCAAAACGAGUGGCCGGCAAGGGAGCACAGAAACGCCAGGCAAAGAAGACAAAGCGUGCUGAGGUUAAGAAAGAUCAAUGCAACGAACUCCCGAUCAAGCCGACGAAACUCGAUGACUUCGAGCUCUGCAUGGGUGAAGUUACAUCCAUCUUGCGGAACAUAAUGUCCGAGUGGGUUCUGCGUGAAAGAGCUCUGAGGUUUCUCAGUACCGUGCGAAUGCUGCAAACUAACAGGGAAACACCGGAGUGCCACUGCUGCAGAGAAGAAGUACAGUCGCGCAGGGACUUAGACGUCGUUGGAUCCUGCGGUCAUGCACUGUGUAAGGACUGCGCUGAGAAGACUGUUCGGUUUGAAGACUGCAUAGUCGACAACUGUCGUGGCUCAGGUACAAAAUUCAACAUGAUCAGCGCUGCCUCGCUUGGUGUCGAAGGAGACCGAAUCACUCAGUAUGGAGGAAGGAAGAUGGACAAAUUGGUCGAGAUCGUCAAAGGAAUUCCCAACCAGGAGCGAGCGAUCCUUUUCAUCCAGUUCCCUGAACUCAUUGAUGUUGCGUCCAAAGCAUUCGAUUUGGCAAAAAUCACUCACACAGUGAUAACAGCGCGCGACACCAAGAAGAUUGAAGAAUUUAAAAAGGGUAAUGAAAAGGUCGUGAUACUGAAUCUGGGUAGCGAGACGGCUGCUGGAUUAAACCUGCAGUGCACAAAUCAUGUCAUCUUCCUCUCACCCAUGCUCGCCGAGACGCAGUAUGAUUAUGAUUCCUCGAUGACACAGGCAAUUGGUCGUGCCCUUCGCUACGGUCAGACGAGACGCGUCCACGUCUACCAUCUGCUCAUGAAGAGAACAAUUGACAUCAACAUUUUCCAGGAGCGACGUAGGAAGAUCCUGGUCGAGCGAAAUGGUCAGGCUGUUUUGGUAAACGCCGAUGAAUGCCUUGCUGAAGAAGCGUUAAGCUGCCAGGGACCUGCCUUGGUUGUGGAUAACUGUUUGUGA
Aspergillus novofumigatus IBT 16806 is the source of this 6294-nucleotide messenger RNA. Its product is annotated as putative SNF2 family helicase. The transcript is spliced from 5 exons. The record is from RefSeq and is a predicted model, not a curated record. Gene Ontology annotation, molecular function: ATP-dependent chromatin remodeler activity; methyltransferase activity; ATP binding. The coding region runs from base 1 to 6294 and encodes 2097 amino acids. NCBI's taxonomy places the organism in Eukaryota, Fungi, Ascomycota, Eurotiomycetes, Eurotiales, Aspergillaceae.